Messenger RNA from Rhagoletis pomonella (apple maggot), 1843 nucleotides. RefSeq names its product polypeptide N-acetylgalactosaminyltransferase 8 (gene Pgant8). Bases 280 to 1401 code for a protein of 373 amino acids. Gene Ontology annotation, cellular component: Golgi apparatus. The record is from RefSeq and is a predicted model, not a curated record. The transcript has 2 exons. Lineage: Eukaryota; Metazoa; Arthropoda; Insecta; Diptera; Tephritidae.
GAUACCGAAGCUGAAAUACAACUUCUGGAGCUGCGACGAUGACGUGAAGCAAAAUUCAGCCAGUUGUUCACAAGCGUAUUCAACGUGAUACGCAUCGUACUACCAGAACAGCGUAUAAAGCUCACCAAGAGACGAAUUAUAAUUGGAACUCUGGUAUUUUGUUUCAUUUCUUUUUCUGUUUAUAAGCACGUCCAGAAACGAAAUGCAGCAAAAGAGGCGCAAAGCCAAAGUAAUAAACAAAGUGACGGAAAACUUCAUGAUUGGCACGACUACGCCGCUAUGUCUCGCGAUGCUGUGCGCAUUGGAGCAGGUGAGCAGGGCCAGCCAGGUACCUUAGCGAAUGUGGAAUAUAAAGACGCAGCAGCUGCAAGCUUGCGCCAAUACGGCUUUAAUGCUUUACUCUCAGAGCAAAUUUCAUUGCCGCUGUUGCAACCAAUCUUUGAUGAUCCACACACCAGCACGACGCCACUAAUAGAUACUAUUAAUUAUGCCACUUUCGAAUACAUAAGGUCGUCACCUUCGCGUGGUGGAUUUGAUUGGAACUUCAAUUACGUACAGCUGCCGUUACUGGACGAAGAACGAAGAGCGCUGCCGGCACCACACAGCAAUCCUGUGAUGAACGGAGGCCUUUUUGCAAUCGAAGCGAAGUUCUUUUGGCAUUUGGGAGCAUACGACGAAGGCUUGGAUGUGUGGGGCGCCGAGCAAUUUGAGCUCAGCUUCAAAAUAUGGAUGUGCGGUGGCCGAAUAUUAGAAGUGCCGUGCUCACGCAUGGGACAUCUUUACCGGGAUGGAGCAUUUCACGUCAAAUACACCAAUCGCUCCGAUGAUUUUAUUUCGAGGAAUUACAAACGCGUCGCAUCAGUAUGGUUGGAUGAAUACCAAGCAGCUUUAUAUGAGCACAUUCGCACGCUUGUCCUACUCGAUGCAGGUGAUGUAAGCGCGCGGCGUACUCUACGACAGCGGCUGAAGUGCAAAACGUUCAAAUGGUACCUCGAAACUAUUGCACCAGACUUAGCGCAGACAUAUCCACCAAUUGAGCCACCAGAUUAUGCGUUUGGUGCACUCCAAAGUUUUGCUGCGCCGCAGUUUUGUUUGGAUUCAAUGCAUCUGCCAUCUCGGCAACCAAUUGGCGCCCUGCGACCUUGUUCGCCUGACCUGAAGUACCCAUACACAUCGCAACAUUGGCAGCUUACCUUUCGUCGUGAUCUUCGCCAGCCAGAUGGAAAUUGUCUGGAGGUGCAGUCAUGGACACUCGAUGCACCAGUUUGGCUAUGGCCGUGCCACCAUCAGGGUGGCAAUCAAUUUUGGUAUUACGACCAGCAAACACAGUUGCUAGUGCAAAGUGAAACGGAAACAGAGCGGAGAUGUCUGGUGGCGAAUGUGACGGCUAGGCGGGCGUAGAUGAAUUUCUGUGAUUUUUCCGAUAUGAACAUGAAGUGGAAUUUCAGAUUUGUCAACAAAACAAUAAUGGGAACAUUUUUCAAGGGAUUAAGAACGAAUGAAUAUGAAAGUUGAGAAAUUGGUUGAAUUUCGCAUGUUCUCAAUGUGUAUUAUAUAGUUAUUACAUACGGAGUAAAAAAAUCUAUUUUAUUUUAUUACUUAUAACUUACCACGUUUAUAUCAACUCGCUUUCUUGUUUUCAAAGAUUUCAGUACAAACUUUGCGCUGCGUUCAAUACCGCUUGAGCUUUGCCUUGGUAUGGAAAUAGGGUGCACAGUGUGAAACUUCCAAAAAUACAUACACUACACUAUUGUACACUAUAUGUACAAUAGGACAAAAAAAUGCCAAAAAUCCACGGUACGUCCUAACUACUUCAAACUUUCACUUGUUGUACUAGAAUUGA